Molecule: messenger RNA, 565 nt
Organism: Styela clava
Lineage: Eukaryota; Metazoa; Chordata; Ascidiacea; Stolidobranchia; Styelidae
Source: RefSeq, a predicted model, not a curated record
ACAUCAAAAAACAAAUUCAAGAAAUCGAAUAAAAGACUCAAAGCCGCCAACAACAUGAACAGUAAAAUUGCUCUCAUACUUGUCGUCUUUAUGUUUCUGUCAUCUGUUGAUCGCUCCGAGGCAAGUUGGAGACAAUUUUUGUUGAACCAAUUAAAAAAAACGGCAAAGUUUGUAGCAAGAUCUGUAUGUAAGGAGUACUUGAAAGAAGACACAUCUUUGGAGUUCCUGAGGGAAAUGAGAAUGAAGGACGAAACAAAAUACAGGGAAAUGAUUUCCAACAUUGCAGACGAAUUAUCUGAGAAUGGCUUCGAGGACGCUCAACAGAUCACCGAAAUCCUUGACCAUAUAACUGCAAUGACUCACGAGGACUUCAAGAGUUUCAUGGCCGAUUACCAACGCGCUGGAGUGGAAACUUCUGACGAAUCAUUUCACAUCUGAAGACGUACGAAUGUACUAAACAUCGGACCGACCAAGACGACCGAAAUCAAAGUUUUUUUUAAUGUCUUAAAUUUAUUCAGAAAAAUAGCAGAAAAAUGAAAUAAAAGUGGCGCCACACAGAGUAAAA